AGUAAGCGGGUUUUCGAAAAAAAAAUAUUUAAAAGUAAUUUUGUGCGAGUUUGGUUCGAAGGAGUUAAUAUCAUACUAAGGGGUAAAGUGUUUGGUCCCAACAUCAUACAAUCUCAACACAGUGGAUCCGAGCCCUAUUUCAAGAACAUAUAGAAUCUCAACGUGUUGCAUUCGAGGCUCGUGGAUCGGUUUAAAAUUUUUCACUCCGAUCCCUUUAGUUUUAGAUAGUAGCUACGUGAUUUCUGUUUUUAGAUAGACAGAAGAACUUGCCCAUCUUCUGAUGACGUACAGGAGAUCAUCGUGUGUGGAUAUAAGUCGUCCUAUCAAACAACAACCAAUCUAGACAUGUAUGUUGAUUUCUGUUAUGUUUGUGAUUGCUGGCCAUAAAUAAUCCAUAAUACAUUAUUGGUCAAAAAAAUACCAAACAAUUGGGUUUAAGGAUACAAUUCUACACGUUGCAAUGCGCCCCAUGUCUUGCGAUUUAUGGUGCAAGUUGCCUACGGUUAUGAGACAUCCCGAGAAGCUAAGCAACAUUUCUUGUGAUGGGUGAAGGAAGGUCAAACUAGCAGGGAAGACCAAGUUUUUCUUAUUAUUGGGCUCCACUCCAACUGGUUUUGAAUCACUGACCGGCAUCACCAACUUGCCUUAUCCAAUGACAUCCAUUGCCAAAUAGACACUUCAAUUGUUGGCUUAACAUUUUUAUAUAUACAAUAGAACUUUACAUACUUGAAUUAUACCGCAACAAUCGUUCUCUCAAGUCAAGGACUACGAAUGCAAUGAUCUCCCUCUCCAAGGAUAAUCAAUCCACACAACAUCUUGCGUGGCCAAAAUUCUCGAUGCAACGGAAUCAUAUGUUGAUCUCCAUUUGACGAUCUCUCAAACAUCUUACAUCAUUAGACUUUUCAACUCAAGAACCCAUAUGCAGAUUUCCGUUAGAUCCGCGCCAAGAUGCAUAUGUCUAAUUGCGAGGUCACACAAUGAGGAUCCACACUUACAGUACUCUCGAAUUCGAGCUCUCAAACCCAUGCUUUGAUAUCAUGUCAAAAAAUCAGACAAAUCCAAUAACUCAGCUCCACGAUUGCCUUGCCAACAAUCAACAACACUAAGCGUGUCUCUCCACAAGAGAACUCACCAAGUAGUUGUCAUUAAUUAGGUAGCGUAAAUCGUCACCUACACAAAAUCCCAUGGAUGUAUCCAAGUUGUUCACAGUCGGACUUGGCCGUUUGAAUCUCCCCACCAACAUACAUCCUCAAUCAUGCCCAUCACCCACCAAGUAAACAGAGCCAGCUAUACAUGAACUGAAACCCUAGCUAGUUGCCAACUUGCUGGAUCGCUUGUACAUUCGGUACGGCAAUAUAAAAUAACAAACUCAAAUCCUAGCCAAGCCAAGCACUUAUUAUAAACGAAUAUAGAAUGCGCGUGUGCCAAGUUCAUGCACGCGAUUGCGAUCGACCCGCCAGCCGGCCGGUCUAUAACUACACAGCCAGCUUGCGUGCUUUACCAAACAGUAGUGAAAGCUCGUCGAAGAUGCUCUCGAUCGAUCGAGUUAAGCCUUUUCUCCACCGCGUCUCGAUCGGCCAUCUCCUUAACCGAAACAACGUGGGAAGCGCCAGCCAGCCAGCCCGCCCUUAAGCCACACCAUUAUACCAAACGUGGAAGCCUAUAAUUCCCUCAUCGGGCAGUAUUACGGUCGCAACAUGAGUCCUAGAACCAACUUUUUGUAGGACUUUUAGGCCCUUAAUCCUAUUUUAUAUAGGAUAAUAGAGGCCGUUUUGUUGUUUGUUGUGUCGACCCACAUGGGGAGGUGGUUUAGGGUUUAGUGCUUGCUGACCUCACUUAGUUGAUGGAUUAUUAUAGUAAUCUAGAGAGAGAAAGAGAGAGAGAGAGUGAAGUGACCAUAUAGAGGGAGGGCUAUAGGGUAAGAAAAAAAAAUAUAGGGCAUAGCCGACAAAACAAAAGGGUGCAUCCGUAGGCGAAUCUCAAAUUUGUGUAAGUUGCGUCUUGCCUGUCCAGCGUAGUAAGUAUUGUAAGUGGAGGAUCACUUCCUUUCCUUUCCCACGCAAAGUUAGGCUUUUUGAUGCAUGUACCCAUUAGGCUUUGAGCUAGCUAGAAGAGUCUAAAUGUAUAUAUAAAACUAGGGUUUUGGGGUUAAUCGUACAAUUAAUAUUCCUGAUGUUGGUCGAGGUGUGGCUUCCAUGGUUGUUAAUGGAAACUCCAACCCACUCCAAGGAGGCAUGGUAGCUCGUUUUGGUAACCAUAUGACGAGGAUGGGAGGAUUUAAGUUGAAGCUCUCUUUCCAAUUUGAUGUCCUAUGUUAAGUUAGAAAAAAAAAUAUAGUUUUAAAAUGGGCAUAUAUACAAAUGGAAAAGAAAACAGAGAGAGAUUUUCUUUAGAUGUUGCUCUUAUGAUCUUUUUAUUUUAUGAUUCGACGUCUGGUUGUAUGUCAGGAGUGUAUUAAAUUGUGUAGAUGAUUGAAAAGAGGUCGCGUAGGGGAAAACUUUUUUUCUCAUGUUGGUCUUGUCCUAUUAUUUUAGCUUAGAAUCAUACCGAAUCAUGUUGAAAUUUGAAAUGAGAAUAUGUGAAUUUUUUUUCUUUUGCCGAUCUUCUCUUUCUUUUGUUUCCGAUUCGAUAAGUAAUUACAAGUCAGAAAUGUACUAAAAGGUAUAACAAAUUGAAAAAAAAAAAUACAGAGAAGCUCUUUUUUUUUCCAUGCCUGUCUUCACUUUCUAUUUUGAGUUGAUGCCCAAUUGUGCAAGAUAAGAAUAUGUAUAGUUGUACAUCUAUAUGUCCAUGGUUUCUGAUUCAAUGUGCUCGUUGAGGUACAAGUAAUUUUAAUUGACACAUUUUGUAAAAUAAGACAACUACUCGUUUCUCUAUUGAUCCAUUAAAACGACAUCAUGACUCGACGUAAAAAGCAUACAGAUUCUACAAGCAGAUCGAGCCCAAAAUUCCCCGGGGAAGUGAGAGAUGAAAUAUAAUUUAACAGUGGAAUAAGAUAUACCUUGUUAUGAUUAUGUUGGCAAAACCGGUAAACUGAUAACAUGGAAGGGUCGUGUCACAGAUAAGUUGUGAGAUCGAAGGUCCAAAGAUCUCUCAAUUCAUUGUCGGGAACCAAUUACCAUGAAAGCAUACUGCUACUGUGUGGUUCCCCCUCGAUAUAUCCAUCAAGCUUUUGUGCAUAUUUUCUCCACAGACACCAUUAUUUCAUCCAACAACUCCAUGGAAAUUGAAAUUCCCUCUCUCUCUCUCUCUCCCUCAAUCAGAUCCAAGAUUUUGAUUCCCUUCUCCAUGUUUAUUAACUGUAUACCCCAGGAGGAUGUUGUUCAAACUUCAAACCCUCAUUUGUAGGGCUGACUAUUUGGUCCGGGUUAUUUGGUUUUACCCGAAACUGGAACGUAUAACUCGGACCGAGAUCGGACCAAGACCGGAUAGUAAACAAUCCAAUCCAAUCUUUAGGUUUAGAUUUGAGGUAAAAAAGCGUUUGAGACCGGAUAAAAAACUGGAUAAAGACCGGAUAAGAGAGCUCAACACCAAAAUUUAAGGGUAAUUAGCAUAAACGGUCACAAACUUUUGCACUUAGUACAAAACUUAACCAACUCCUUACCCUUUCAGGCCUAAUUAGGCCACUCAAAUCCCCACAAGCUCAAUAUAAAAUCAAGACCGAAUUGGGACCGGACCGGGUAAAGACCGGACCGAAUCAAAACCGGACUGUAUCCAAUCCAAUCUUUGGUCCUUAUAUUUUUGAAAAGACCGGACUUGACUGGAUCAAUUUGGGCCAAUUUAACCGGACCGGACCGUAUAGCCACCCCUACUCAUUUGUGAGACUAGUUAGCUUCGUUGUUUCACUUAUAGCCAUAUGUAUUGUGCUUUUAUUUUAUCAGGUGGAUGUGGCUACUAAAUUUUUGCAGUGGUGCACUCUAACUUAUUGGACCACCAGGUGUUUUUGUUAAACCAUAACACCCGUCGACAACAAACCGACUAUCGUUUACAUCUCCAGCAUAAUCAUAAUUCACAUAGCUAAUAACAGACACAUCAAUACUAUCAUGUAUGUGUAGAAACAUAUCCCAUAAUUUGGUAAUGAUGCAUGCUAUAUAUGUUACUAUUGUGCUUAAAAUUCAUUCAUGAUAUGUUUGUAUUUUGUACAUACUUUGAGUAUAAAAAAAAACUAUGACAUUUCAAUUAGUAAGGUAUAUUAUUUUUGGUUUCGUAUGUCGAUUGAGAAAUACAUUGCAAGGCUAUGACAACCCUUAAAUUUCCAUAACCAAUCAGAGGUCGCAUAAAUUAGUAUCAAAGUAUCUCCACCGAUGUUUAUUACGAUCUACAAUAUGAUUCGACCGUUUAUGAGAAACAAUAAUAGUAACUUUUUGCAUGUAUAGUGCCCACUUAACGUUGUCGUAAAGAAUAAGUCCAACAUCUAUUGGUUUGUUCUAACUAUCGAUGUGUGAAUUAGUUUUGAAACUCAUAACUCUAAACGAACUAGCGUGGCCCCGGCCAUUUGGUCGGAGGAAGAUGAGGUAUGAAAUUUGAUAAUGUAUUGCCUAUCCCGCCGGUUUUCUAGAAAUGAGCAUCUCACAAUCGUUGCUAGUUUUUACUCGGCCGGUUGGCCGAUUAAUUUGCUUUAUAAAAGUUUCAUCUUGUCAUUAUUGUGUUUUCUGGUUUUUUGCCAAGCCAUGAUAAAAUCUAAAGAAACCAAGAAUGAACAACACGAUUUGGGAUAAGAACCACCGUUCUUGUAUCCCUAGAAAAUGGUGGUAAACACGGACUCACCAGCCAAACUGGUUUGGAUUGAGAUUUUUAUCGGGUAUUAGGGAACCAUGUGAUUAUAAAUUAGACUUGAUCAAAACGGGACAAAAUUUGAAAUUCAGCCUGUUUGACCGACCCAUGCCAAACUCUAAUUAUUCUUUACUUUUAAAAUUUCUAUUUGAAAAUAAAAAAUACUGAAAGAAAAGAGAUGAAUGAAAUUCGCCAUUUGCACAUCACUGAUUCGGGAAUAAAACUAUAGAAUUUCG
Molecule: messenger RNA, 5009 nt
Organism: Linum trigynum
Lineage: Eukaryota; Viridiplantae; Streptophyta; Magnoliopsida; Malpighiales; Linaceae
Source: the annotation of a GenBank genome assembly